Molecule: messenger RNA, 954 nt
Organism: Eimeria acervulina
Lineage: Eukaryota; Apicomplexa; Conoidasida; Eucoccidiorida; Eimeriidae
Exons: 2
Coding region: 1-954 (317 amino acids)
Source: RefSeq, a predicted model, not a curated record
AUGCUGCAAUGCCGAGCUGCUGCCCUCAGCAGCAGCAAUAGCAGCAGCAGCAAUAGCAGCAGCAGCAAUAGCAGCAGCGAUAUUUGCAGUGACUUAUUGUAUGCAGCUGUAGCUGCUGCAACAGCCCUAGCAGCGGUGGGCACCAGCAGCGUGAACAGCAGCAGCAGCGAGAACAACAGCAGCAGCGAGAACAGCAGCAGCAGCAGCAGCAGCAGCAGCGACAUCAGCAAAGACUUCUGCAUUGGCAGUGUGGAGUCUGCAGCAGUAUUUGCGGAGCCCUUUUCACUCUCUUUGAAUUCAUUUAAAAUUAAGAGAGGAGGGCGGCAUCUGCUGCUCACGUACACCUGCCCGUACACCCCGGAGCAGCAGCAGCAGCAGCAGCAACAGCAGCAGCAAGUGCAGCAGCAGGCACAAGGUCAUGUGUCCGGCCAGCUCAAGCUGUCUCUUCCGAAGCAGAAGCACAUCGAAACAGCAGCAGCAGCAGCAGCAGGUCCCAGUGCGCAUGUGGUGUCUAUUGACGUUCUUUCUUCGGCUGUACGUCGAGGUGAUUUAAUAUUAUUUCAAAACCCUAGCGACCCAAAACUCCCUCUAAAGCCCCUUCUUCUUCUUUCUCACAAACAAACUCCCAACACAAACUCUAACACAAAAUAUAUAAACACUCGGCCCGACCCCGAGGGGCCCCCAGACACCAGAGGGGCCCCCGAGGGGCCCCCAGAGGGAAUAGGGGCCCCCGAGGGGCCCCCGAAGAAUAUGGGGGCCCCCGAGGGGCCCCCAAAGUCAAUGGGGGCCCCUGAGGGGCCCCUAAAGGCUAUGGGGGCCCCCGAAGGGCCCCUAAAGGCUAUUAUGGGGGCCCCUGAGGGACCCUCAGAGACGCCGGGGGGCCCCCUGGGGGCCCCCUUGGGGGCCCCCCAGGGGGCCCCCAGCGUGUCAAUAUCUGCAACCAUUAAACCCUAG